AUGGCCAACACGACAGAGUUGAGUCUCACAGGAGAAAUGAGUAAAUAUUCCCAAGACAUGCAAGUGGAUAAAAAACUCAUUCCCAGAAAAGUUCCAACCUUGUGCUCUAUGCGUUAUGUAAUAGCCUUUGUCACACAUCUCUGCAACUUCACAUUAAGGGCACAGGCUAUGAUCAUCAAUAUCACCAUGGUGGCCAUGGUCAACACCACAAACCAUCAAUUCCAAUUUAAUGACUCCACUGAGGGGUUUUCUGACUCAUUUGAUGCCCCGACCAGUCUUCCUGCAAGGGCACCUGUGUAUAAUUGGAGCCCUCAAAUCCAGGGCAUUAUCUUUGCAUCUGUCAACUAUGGUACAAUUCUGACGCUGGCUCCCAGUGGAUACCUUGCUGGAAUAAUAGGAACCAAAAGAGUGGUUGGUUUUGCUUUGUUGGGAUCUACACUUCUCACACUCUUCAUUCCUCUGGCAGCUGACCAUGGACUAAUUCUCCUCAUUACAACUCGAGUAGUUCAGGGCUUAGCCCAGGGAUCAGCACUUGGGGGUCAGUUUGCACUUUGGGAAAAAUGGGGCCCUCCACACGAACGAAGCCGACUCUGUACCAUUGCUUUAUCGGGAAUAAUGCUGGGAAUCUUCGUCGCCAUUCUCCUUGGUGGCAUCAUUAGCCAAGCCCUCGGGUGGCCUUUUGCCUUUUAUGUCUUUGGAGGUAUUGGUUCUGUCUGCUGUCUUCUCUGGUUUACUCUAGUUUAUGAUGACCCCAUCUCUCACCCGUGGAUAACCAUCACAGAAAAAGAAUAUAUCCUAUCUUCCUUGGAACAACAGGUUAUCUCUUCUUCUAAGCCAUCUCUCCCCAUCAGAGCUAUGGUCAGCUCUCUUCCACUUUGGUCCAUGUGUCUCUGCUGUUUUACGCAUCAGUGGUUAGCCCAGACAGUGAUCACAUACUUACCAACUUACAUCAGCUCUGUGUUUAAUAUUAACAUCAGAGACAAUGGACUCAUGUCUGCCCUUCCUUUUAUUGUGUCCUGGUUCAGUGGAAUACUAGGAGGUCAACUGGCAGAUUUUCUACUUUCAAAGAAUCUCAGGCUUGUUACAGUGAGGAAAAUUGCUACAUUUGUAGGGAGUCUCCCUCCUUCAAUCUUGCUUGUCAUCCUGCCGCACCUCAACUCCAGCUAUAUCACGACAAUGGCCCUCCUGACGGUCUCCUGUGGGUUGCUCCCACUCUGUCAGUCCGGAGUCUAUAUCAAUGCCUUAGAUAUCGCUCCAAGACAUUCCAGUUUUCUCAUGGGAGUCUCGAGGGGAUUUUCUCAAGGAGCAGCUAUCUUGUCACCAACUGUUUGUGGAUUUCUUCUUGAUCAGGAUCCUGAAUUUGCAUGGAGGAAGGUCUUCUUCAUGUUGUUUGCCAUUGAUCUAGCAGGAUUGAUCUUAUUUCUCGUAUUUGGAAAAGCAGAUGUCCAAGAAUGGGCUAAAGAGAGUAAACUCACUCGUUUAUGA
Messenger RNA from Sorex araneus (European shrew), 1485 nucleotides. RefSeq names its product solute carrier family 17 member 3 (gene SLC17A3). The coding region runs from base 1 to 1485 and encodes 494 amino acids. Gene Ontology annotation, biological process: transmembrane transport; urate transport; monoatomic anion transport. The transcript is spliced from 11 exons. Gene Ontology annotation, molecular function: efflux transmembrane transporter activity; voltage-gated monoatomic anion channel activity; xenobiotic transmembrane transporter activity. NCBI's taxonomy places the organism in Eukaryota, Metazoa, Chordata, Mammalia, Eulipotyphla, Soricidae. The record is from RefSeq and is a predicted model, not a curated record.